AUGGAUCUAUCUUUUAUUGAUCCCUCGUUUCUAGUGACAAUUAUAAAACCAGAGGACGGCCUACAAAUCAUGUCCUACAUAAAUUCAACAAGGGAACCAAUUGCAACGAUCAUGCCUACAAGAUCACGAACAAGACAUAAAUUAGCACCAUCCAUACCAUCCUUCUCAUCAAGAGGUCCUUACUUUCUUACCAUAAGCCUCCUCAAGCCUGAUAUUGUAGCGCCUGGGGUUAACAUACUAGCAUCGUGGAUGAUCGGUGACUUAAAUGCAGCACCAGAAGGCAAGCCACCACCACUCGUCAACAUUGAAUCAGGGACUUCAAUGGCAUGUCCCCAUGUCUCCGGUAUUGCUGCUCGUCUCAAAUGUGAAAACCUUUCAUGGAGUCCUGCAACAAUCAGAUCUGCCAUCAUGACAACAGCUGUGCAAAUGACCAACACAGGAACCCAUAUAACUACAGAAACAGGCGACAAGGCCACACCUUAUGACUUUGGUGCUGGUCAGGUUACUAUAUUUGGGUCUUCAUCACCUGGACUGGUUUAUGAAACAAAUUACAUGGACUACUUGAACUUUCUCUGCUACUUUGGGUUUACUACUGAUCAGGUCAGAAAGAUCUCAAACCGCAUACCAGAAGGGUUUGCUUGUCCUGAACAAAGCAGCAAGGAAGACAUAUCUAAUAUCAACUACCCAUCAAUCUCAAUUUGGAACUUCAAUGGAGAAGAAAGCAGAAGGGUAAUCAGAACAGUGACAAAUGUAGCAUCGCGCCUCGUUGGAGAGGCAAAUACUGUCUACACCGUGAGCAUCGAUGCACCAAAAGGAUUACUAGUCAGAGUGAUACCAAGAAGGCUACAUUUCAGGAAAAUAGGAGACAAACUUAGCUACAAAGUGAUAUUUUCAUCUACUACAUCCACACUUAAGGAAGAUUCAUUCGGAUCGAUCACAUGGUCUAACGGAAUAUACCGAGUACACAGUCCAUUCGUAGUGACCAGCAAAGCUGACGAUAUCGAAGAUUAA
Messenger RNA from Arabis nemorensis, 1011 nucleotides. The record is from the annotation of a GenBank genome assembly. NCBI's taxonomy places the organism in Eukaryota, Viridiplantae, Streptophyta, Magnoliopsida, Brassicales, Brassicaceae.